AGCACGAUAAACCUGAGCCAUUGCGGCAAGUCUAGCGCAGAGAGUAGAGGGUGCUGGAGAUGCCAGACGCUUGGUUCUGAGGAGGGAUUUGCAACGCAAUGGAGCGUGGAAGGGAUCGUUUACACUUGAGAAGAACUACUGAACAGCACGUGCCAGAGAUUGAGGUCCAGGUCAAACGUAGAAGGACAGCCUCACUGAGCAACCAAGAGUGUCACUUGUACCCACGGCGUUCUCAGCAACAGCAAAUUCCUGUGGUGGAUUUCCAGGCAGAACUGAGACAGGCGUUCUUAGCUGAGACACCAAGAGGUGGUUAAAGCAGUAUUGGAACUUCAAGGUGGUGGAAGUCAACAAAAACAGGACCUAUCCACUGUUUGUGAAACUUUGGUCAAGCUUACACUGUGUUAAUUGCCUGCAUCAAACCUUUAUUUAUUGCCCUUCCCCAAGUAUUAAGGAUCUUGAAAUUUUAGUGUUGACAACUGCUAUUGUGGAACAGCAAUCAUGACUGUGGGUAAGAGUAGCAAGAUGCUGCAGCAUAUUGACUAUAGAAUGAGAUGUAUCCUGCAAGAUGGAAGAAUCUUCAUUGGCACCUUUAAGGCUUUUGACAAGCAUAUGAAUUUGAUCCUCUGUGACUGUGAUGAGUUCAGGAAGAUCA
Rattus rattus (black rat) is the source of this 652-nucleotide messenger RNA. It is a transcript of the gene Snurf, whose product is annotated as SNRPN upstream reading frame. Lineage: Eukaryota; Metazoa; Chordata; Mammalia; Rodentia; Muridae. Gene Ontology annotation, cellular component: nuclear speck. The record is from RefSeq and is a predicted model, not a curated record. Bases 99 to 314 code for a protein of 71 amino acids. The transcript is spliced from 5 exons.